CUCGAGACCCAUCUCUCGAGCACUACAGCACUCCAAGCUAUCGCAACCUUCUCACUCGCGUAACCCUCACCAUGUUCAAGCUCUCCAUCGCCACCGUCAUUGCCCUCGCCGGCUUCGCUGUAGCCCAGGAGUCCCACCAAGUCGCCAUGACCAACAACUGCGGUUCAGGCAGCCCCGUCUUCCUGUACGAGGCGAACGGCAACCCGCAGGGCCCUACCACCAUCCAGGGCCAGCUCCUCGGCGGUAUCGCCUGGCUCACCGGGUUCGCCGGUGCCAACUGCGAGAACUCCGGCGUCAACUGCGGUGCCGUCGAGUUUACCCUGCGCAACGACGCCCCGAACCAGAACGCCGCUGACUUUACUCUCGAGGCCCAGCCCGAGAACGGGAACCACCAGUUCACGUACCCGAUGUCGUACACCUACAUUGGAGGCGGGGCUUGCAACGGUAUCAGUGACAACUGCCCUUCUGCUGGUGACUGCCCGGAUGCCUUCACCGACCCCACCAACGGCACGCCGAAACAGUGCGUCGGUACCAACGCUGGGAUUCAGAUCACGUUCUGCUAAGUGCCUGAGCUCGGCGUAGGCGAAGGACAAAAUGAUGUCUUGCCUGCCUUUUAAAACAUGAGACUGUAGUAGUGCUCUCCUGUCGUUGUCUGUGCUCAGUAGUUUAUUGCAUGUAAGAAUAUCUAGGCUGUUUAAAACAUUCCGAAAGGCGUUAUGACCGGUAC
Gloeophyllum trabeum ATCC 11539 is the source of this 727-nucleotide messenger RNA. RefSeq lists its product as uncharacterized. Lineage: Eukaryota; Fungi; Basidiomycota; Agaricomycetes; Gloeophyllales; Gloeophyllaceae. The transcript has 5 exons. The coding region runs from base 72 to 563 and encodes 163 amino acids. The record is from RefSeq and is a predicted model, not a curated record.